Owenia fusiformis is the source of this 6246-nucleotide messenger RNA. The record is from the annotation of a GenBank genome assembly. NCBI's taxonomy places the organism in Eukaryota, Metazoa, Annelida, Polychaeta, Sabellida, Oweniidae.
AUGUAGAAGAAGAAGGAAUGUAAUCAUGUAAUCGCAGAAUGGUACAUUUAAGCAAGUUCCAAGUUCGGCUCUUAGUCACCCGGUAGACAGAAACUUGGCCAGGGAUUAGAUCUAUAUUUCCUAUGGAUAAGAACCGCAUUAUAAUCUAUAGAAGGUCCUGAUAGCACUACCUAGUGCUUUUUAUAUUCAAGAACAUUUACCUGCACAACAUCAUCAUCAUCAUUAUCAUAUUGAGGCAACCGUAGCAAUGACAGCGUGUAUUCAUAAAAAUUACUGCAACUAUAUUUUCUACUGAUACAUUCUGAUCUUCUUAAUAAUGGCUUCAAAACUUAAUGACAGAGCAACAAGAAGGAAUCAUGGCCAACCAAGAAGACCAGAUGAUAAGGCCAAAAAUGAAAGAGAUGUUCCCCUAGAUAUACCAGAACCAGAAAAAUACACACCUGGAAGACAUUCAAAAAACUUUUUAAAAUCACCAAUGGCAAGCCAAGAUACAUUUAAACCAGCUAAACAUGGUCCCUCUAAGGAAACAAAUCCUACUGAGAAAAGUGCAAAGCGUUCUCUUUCAUACAGAAAUAAUACAACUCGUGAGGUAUCUCCAGCUAAGCUAGCUCGACUAACUGUUAUCAAUCAUGAAAAAUGUGUAUCUACAAAUGAUGAAACACCCAAGAGAACACAAAAGAAAGAUGUUAAAAAAGACAGAGAACAAGUCGCAGAUAUGGAGCCUGGUGGCAACGAUGGUGACAAUGUAGAAAGUGCCCAAUCUACAUCCAACAUGGAUGUUGACAAUGACAGUGAAUAUGGCAAAGAAUAUGAAUUCGAAAAUUCUCAAGAGAUGUCUAUUGAGCCUGAAGAUUCAUAUGUUAUACCAAAAGCACUCUUGGACAUACACCCACGUGAGUUAGAAGUGCGUAAUACUGGUUGUUAUCCAACUCAAUAUUUCCUUGCUCAAGAAAUUGUUGAUAGAAUAAGCUUAAUUAUUGGUCACCCUGUAUAUAGUCAACUUCGUCAUGAAGAUGUCCCUAAAAAUUUGAGUGAUUUUAGUGAUUUUGAUGUUCGUAUAUAUACAGCAAGAUCUGUGAAUUUACGGGAACAAAACAGUAGUCGUUUGUGUGAAAAAGAAUUGGAAUGGUUGAUUUUGGAUGGUGUUUUUGAUCCAGUUAGAAUGAAAGAGCAAUGUGAUGAAAAGGUUCAGAUGUACCAAAAAACUGGUAGAGUAAAGGAUGAUUUUAAUUCAUUCAAGAAACGAUCUGAAGAAAAUCCUAAAACAUUGUUUUUGGUCAUAGCAGAUGAAGCACACUGGGGAACUGAAACAGCCAGUGAGGCAAAGGAGGCAAAUGCCAACCAAACGUACAUCAAUGAAUGGAAAAAUGACAUACAUGGCAAUCUCUUUGUUCUUCAAGUUUCAGCCACUCCAUACAGUGUACUAAGUGAAAAAAGACUUGUCGAUGAUGAACGUUAUAUGACAUUAGAAUCUGGAGAGCAUGUUCUUGAAUCAGAAAAACUAACUAGUGUACCAUCAGGCCCACUCAAAGAUCUGCAUUAUGUAACCUGGGCACAAGGUACUAUUAAUCGAUUAGAACAAGGUCUUCGCACAUCCCUAAAAGUUGCUAAAAAAAGUAGUGAAAAUGAUCCUGCCAGACAAGUCAUCUUAGAGGUAGUCAAUGAUAAGCUUGUCAGAAGUCAAACAGGUCAUCCAAGUGAAUUAUGUAUUCAAGGAAAACAUAGUAUUGUAACUAUAACACAUGACAACAAAGCCCUUGUUUUGGUUAGUGACCCCAAUGGUGGAAAACUAAAAUUUAUAGCAGAGGACAAAUUCAAUGAGAACAUUGUCACCAAUCAGUUCAUUGUACAUUUUGAUUAUGGUGAAGAUGUUUUUCAAAUUUCUACACCCCUACAUCUUCCUGGCUUCCCAUCUUCCUUUCAAAAUAAACUAUUGAAAUAUGAAAAUCGGGAAAUCGUGUUAGGUCAAGAGUACUCACCAAGUAAAUCUAUUCUGGGUGGAAGGCUUGGUGUCAAGAAGACAAGGGAUCUUGAUUCCUUCUUUAUCAUAGACACGUGUCAACCCGCUCAGCUUGUUGAAUCAGCACCAGAAACCAAAAGAUACAAAUCGUUGAGUUACAUUUUCAACAGCAUGAGGAAUGAACGGAAAGAAGAUCAGCUUAUCAGAUAUGAUGAUGGGUUUGCUGACCUUGUUGCAGAAAUGAAGACCAAGCUUAAGUCAAAACUAAGCAUAGAAUCAAAUCAUGGUGAAUUUACACUUGCAGCAGAUUAUUCCUAUUAUGUUCUCAUCACAGAAAGUCUUAGACACCUGUUGAAAAAGAUGAGGAAUCAUAAGGAUGCAUACAUCCCAAAAAUGAAAUUGCUGAAAUGGGCUCGAAAAUACCAAGAAGAAAGAGACUCUAACUUCCAUGGUUUCAUACCUGCCCUGCCACUUAGAGGGGCAACUAGGCAUGUUUUCAAAGCAGUGACAGAAGCAAAGUUUAAAAUGUCAGAGGUGGGAAUCUUGAAGAAGAUAAUAUACAUGGAAUGUCCUGCCUCUGUUGGUCAAAUAGCUCAGAAAGGUACAGUGAAUAAAGAUACGAUUACAGCUCAAAUAAAGGCUCAAAUAAAAGAAGAACAAGAAACAAUUAUUUGUAGCAUCUAUGACAGUUUGCCUGAGAACAUUGCAAAGAAGUCUCUCCUGGAUGAAUAUGCCAAAUGUCUAUCUGAUUCUGAAACAUUAAAGAUAGUUGAUGAUUUAAUACCAGAUCAGGAAGCUAUGAAAGAUGGUCUCCAAGGCAAAAUGAAAAUAAUCCGGUCAUCACAACGUGCAUAUGCUGAUAUUAUUUAUACCAUGCUUUCCUCAGCUAGGCUUCAUUCUGGAGGGACAAAAGACACAUACAUGUUUGAAAUCUUGAGAGAUUAUGGAAAAUUCAAAGUUAAAAAUAUAAAUGCAGAUUUUGAUGAAAGUACGUUCCUGCACCGUAUCAAGCACACUCUCCAAACCAGAGUUUGCCAGUACACAGACAAGAAAACACGAGAAAGAUGUCCCUGUGAGAAUCUAAAAUUUAAUGAAAAAAACAAUCUAAUCUGUGCAAACUGCAGCCAUAGACAUAAGUCCAUUGAGAAAUACACCGAUCUUGAUAAUCUACCGUGCAUCCUCAUACUGGUAGAUAAUGGCAGAAUGGGAGAUACAUUUCCCCAAAGUUUUAAUACAAUGGACCUCAGACUUCAAUUCCAGGAAAGUGGAUCUACACUUACAUCUGUAGUACAACAGCUUGGCCGCUUGUGUCGAUAUUCAGACAAACCCAACAGCAAUAUGCCAUAUGCCCUGAUAGGGAAAGAAUUGUAUGAUAAAUUCCAAAAAGCAUUAGAUAAAAGCCCUGUAUAUUAUGGUUAUACAAAUGACUACAGAAGUCUAAUUGAUACUAGAGUAACUUCAUCUGGACAAAGCAAAGGAUAUCAAAAAAGUGAAGAUACAGAAAAACAUCACAACAGGAUCUUACUUGAUGCGGAGCCUCAAAUUGGCAAGACAGGUGUUUUUUUGGAGGUGAUAUGUCUUCUUUGGAAAAUAAUCAAGAAUAAUAUCUCACCUGUCAAAGCCAUUGAGCAAGAGUCUGUGACAUUCAGCAGUGACGAAGAUGAAGAAGAUGAUAUUGGAGAUGAAAUUGAUGACAUAGCUGCAGGGAAAGAGAAAGAUGACCAAUACUGGUCUUAUCCUUAUUGGAGAAAUCUUAAGCCUGGUAAACUCUAUGAUAAAGAAGCAACCACCAAAGUUUCCAAGUAUUCUAGGAUAUAUGGGCCAUAUAAAUAUGGUAAAAAGCCCUCAAAUAUGAUGCCAAGUAACCCAACAAAAAAUAAGAAAAAAACAGUAGGAAAAAGGACAGGCAAAUACUCAGCCAUGACUUACCAGCAUACAUGCACUAAUUGUCGAGUUGAAGGCAUGAACUGCAGUGAAAGAACCAUUACUGUCAAUGGACAACAGAUAACCAUAUCGAUCCCAAAUCAUGAGAAUUAUCAGAGGGUCGUAAAUGUUUUAGAGAGGAAAAGAUGUGUGUUCUCUACCUCUGAUACUGAUAUCAAUUCAUGGAUAUUCACUCCAACAUAUGGCAGGCCAACGACUGGCACCCUCAACUACUGCAGAACAAUGGUCCAGGCUAACAAAGAUCCCAACAUAAGGGAUACACCUUCAAACUACAUACAUGUCCUGGUGGUGAGGCCUUUAGAGUAUGAUGAAUACUGUGUUUAUUGGAAAAACACACAUGUUAUUCUGAAGCUUCCUGAAACAUUGAGUGAUGUCGAGGAAGAUGUUUAUGAAGGAGGGGUUGGGUUCGCACGUCGGUUUAUUCAGAUGUUCUCAGAGGAGUUUCACCUAGAUACCAUAUUUAUGGUUGAUGAUAAUGUGUCCUUCUUCAAAACUGCUAAACUAAUUGAAGGUACUUCACAAGUUGAAAGAAAAGAUGGGCAUUUAGAGAUGGAAGUCACGCCACUGUUUCAUAUAUUAAAACACUAUGAACAGUUGGGUUCCAAAACAAAGUCUUUACCUUGCCCUCCACACAACUUCACACCUCAUCAAUCAUCCCCCGAUGGCUCUAUUCAAAGCUACACUGGGGAAAUGUCCUCAUUUGGAAUAGUUGGUAUGAUGAAAUACCAAAAGGGGAGUUUGAAUGUAAAAAAUCCAUUUCAUACAACUCAUGUGUUUUCUGUUGUCUUUGUCAACAUUAAGGCACUACAUGAGAGGAACAUCAAGUACAAAGCUUGGCAAGUAUUUGAAGACCUGAAUAUCAACAAUGAUGUUGACAAUGCAGGGCUUCAUGUUGUGAAGUUCAACAGAUUCUUAAUGCUGAAAAGAAACCUGAAAUCUUGGUACGCUGACAUGUGCACAUACAAAGUCAAUCAGUUCCAUAUAGAUACGGAGCUUCCAGAAGCGUUCGGUUGGAGUGAUAGAUUAUUUCACUGGAUCAGAGCAAAUUGUAGACCCAAUCAAUCAAUGAUCAUAAACAGCGCUGGUACGGAGGAUGCAAAUGUGAAUAACUUGCAGGUUAGAGAAAUCUUGAAAAACUUGGAACAGUAUAAAAAGAAGGACUCCCAAAAGGGAAAUACACUGAUCACAUUAAAUUUGGAGGCAGAAGUCACAGAUUGUGUAGUUGACAGACUGAAAGCGGAGAUAGAGAAAUCCAAGUUGAUUUUGUUGAUAAUCAGGCCUCAAGAGAUAAAACGAUGUCUGGCUCAUCCAGAUACCAAUGAGGAUGAAUGUCUCAUAGUCAGUACCCACAAUAUAUUAGAAUUCAAUGUUCCUUAUGUGAUUCUUCGCAUUGAAAGGAGUUCUAAACAUCAGGUAAUGGCAGAUAAACAAGUAUCAUCUUCUAGUAGGUCAGUUGCAAGUGUGUCAGAGAGUCCAAACUCUAGAAAUCAAAAUCUCAAAUCUCAAGAUGAAAAUAGUCAACAAAUAGUUGGAACAAGUAGCAUAAAUGUUGAUAACAAUGAUGGUGGUCAGAUACCCCUAGAACCCACACAACAUUCACAAACUCAAAACAAGCUGAACAUCAUAGAAACAAUGGAAACAUUGUUAGCUGAGAAUAAAGAAAUCAAAGCUGAGAACAAAGAAAUGAAGGAAGCUUUAAAGAGAGUGGAAGAAAAGAAUUCAAAGUUGAUGGCUAAGAGUAUCAAAAAUGAAUCAGUUAUAGCAAGGUUACUGACCAGAUUAGAAACAUUGGAAAACACUCUUGGAACCAAAUAAAGGUAAUCACAUUGCAAGAUGUUCACAAAAGGUUUUGUCAUUAGUUUUUUGGAUCUUAAAGAGAUUGAGUCGUCCAGAUUUCUAUUCUGGACAAUCAGUAAUGUCCCAAUAUAAUUGCUCAUAAACCAUCAUAUAUACCUUAGAUAUAUCUUGAGACCAAACAUAAGCACGAUAUCGACAAUAUAUUGAGGAUAUCAACAGGACAACCAAAAGAACAACCAACUGUCAGAAUUGAACGCAAUAAGUCGAAAACAGAAUACAAUGUUUUUUGGGGAUUUAUCUAUAUUGUAACCCCUUAGAAGUAAUAAAUAUGGCUUCUCUAAGCCAAAUUAAUCUGAAGGAAAAAGCCAAUCAGACUGGAACAAAUUUGAGUGGGCUUUUUAAAUUUGAAUUUGAAUUUCUAUUGAUGUAAGUGGAAAUUCAUGGCUAGGAACAAUCAUCGAAUUGAUACUAUUAUACUGUUAACGAAUUAAUUCAAGCCUCAGAAUUGAUAAGUUGAUAAACAAACUUGUUUUACAUCAAAUAAC